This is a messenger RNA of Thyridium curvatum, 1257 nucleotides long. RefSeq lists its product as uncharacterized. Lineage: Eukaryota; Fungi; Ascomycota; Sordariomycetes; Thyridiales; Thyridiaceae. The coding region runs from base 1 to 1257 and encodes 418 amino acids. The transcript is spliced from 2 exons. The record is from RefSeq and is a predicted model, not a curated record.
AUGUACGAACACGACCCUUUGGUUCUAUCUUAUGUUCACCUGAGGAACUUUCCUCGCGAGAAAGAUGCUCUGCACAUCCUGAAAAAGGUCGCGUCCCAGGUCAAGCCGAUCAUGCGCGCGCGGGGAUGGAAGGUCCCAGAACUGGCAGAGUUCUUCCCAGACCAGGAGAAUCUUCUAGGGCUCAAUGUCAAUAGAGGCCAGAAGAUCUUACUGCGCUUGCGGUACCCCAGAGACCGAAGCCUCUUUCUCCCCGUCGAGCAAAUCACCGAUACCAUGCUCCAUGAGCUUUCCCACAUUGUACACGGGCCUCACGAUGCCCGUUUCCACGCCCUAUGGAACCAGCUGCGCGAUGAACAUGAAGGGCUUGUCAUGAAAGGCUACACGGGCGAAGGCUUCCUUUCGGAGGGACACCGUCUUGGCGGUGGAAGACAGCUUCCUAUGCAUGAGGCACGCCGGCUGGCCCGGGCAGCGGCCGAGCGGCGACAAAACUUGGGCGCCGGGUCUGGUCGGAAGCUCGGCGGCGCGGGUCUCCUACCGGGGCAGGACAUUCGCAAAGUCAUUGUUGACGCCGUCGAGCGGCGCAAUAAGACGCUGCAGGGCUGCGGCAAUACAAACCAUAAUGAAAACGAAAUCCGGGCCAUUUCUGAGACGGCCACCAGAAAUGGGUUCCGGACUCAAGCCGAGGAAGAUGCUGCGAACGAAGCGGCCAUCGCUCAGGCACUCUGGGAGCUGGUCCAGGAGGAUGAGAAGCGGAAGUACGGCAGCGCUUAUGUUCCUCCUACUCCAGAGCACCCCUCUGGCAGCGGCGGCGGAGCCGUUGUAUCCUCCUCGGCGGCCUAUCCCUCGGGCGGCGGUGGCCCAGUCAGCCUACCAACACCGGAUCCAGGCUCCUCUUCGGCGGCACCCCAACCACGGACCGCAGCAGAGAGAAGGCCCUUGUCCCCGGAGCCGAUGUCUGGAUGGACCUGUCAAAUCUGUACACUUCAUAACCCGGACAACUACCUUUGUUGCGAUGCCUGUGGGGUCGAGAGACCUGAGAAUGCUACCAAGAAGAUUGCGGGUCGUACCUCAAAACGGCCUAGAACAACAAUCGACUUGACGACCUCGCCAGCAAGACCGAGUCGCGCUGAAAAAGAGCCCGCUGCCUCGUUAGUACGUCCUCCGGCGACAUGGGAUUGCUCGUUCUGCGGGACGACUAUGGAACGGCAAUGGUGGACUUGUUCCACCUGUGGGAAAAUGAAGGAAGACUCGAAAUAA